Messenger RNA from Penicillium maclennaniae, 279 nucleotides. RefSeq lists its product as uncharacterized. The record is from RefSeq and is a predicted model, not a curated record. The transcript is spliced from 2 exons. Bases 1 to 279 code for a protein of 92 amino acids. Lineage: Eukaryota; Fungi; Ascomycota; Eurotiomycetes; Eurotiales; Aspergillaceae.
AUGUCGGGCUUCCUGCACCACCACCACCACAAAGACUCAGAAAAGCCUUCUGAGCAUUCUGCUCAGUCCAACUCGCACGUUGGGGAAGAAGCCAACAAGAGCGCCCACCAUCACCACCACCUCUUCGGCCACCAUAAGGCGGGCGAAGAGAAGUCCCACCACCGCCCUAGCCAAGAGGAAAUCGACAACGCCGAAUUCGCUGCGGCGAGGCACUACGAUCAUGCUCUGAAAUCUAGUCAUGGUCCUGGUGUCGGCUUCGAGGGAGGACGUCAAGGUUAA